AGUGACCAAAAGUAAUAACACUUUGAUCUAAAACUACAAACAAAUACUUCCGUCAGUCUUUUGAUUGUCUAUCAAAAAAAUGGAUGCCGUCGCCACCACUGUCCUUCCGAGUUUGCAAGCAAUGCCUUACGCCACUCCGGCAGCUGUGGGUGGUCUGUUCUUCUCUGUUUUCGUUAUGAAACAAUUCAUAAACAAUCGAAAGAAAACGCAUGCAAAGCUUCCUCAUGUACCAGAGGUACCAGGGUGGCCGGUGAUCGGGAAUUUGCUGCAACUCAAAGAGAAAAAACCCCAUAAGACUUUCAUGAACUGGGCUGAUACUUAUGGACCAAUUUAUUCAAUCAGAACUGGGGCUUCUACUGUUAUUGUUCUUAAUUCUACUGAUGUUGCUAAAGAGGCCAUGGUGACGAGAUACUCGUCCAUUUCAACCAGAAAACUAUCAAAAGCUUUGACUGUACUUACUCAAAAUAAAUGUAUGGUGGCAACGAGUGAUUAUGACGAGUUUCACAAGAUGGUGAAAAGACAUUUACUUACAAAUGUUUUGGGUGCAAAUGCUCAGAGACGACACCGCCAUCACAGGGACACCCUGGUUGAAAAUAUUUCAACCCUAUUUCACAGUCAUGCAAAGAAAAAUCCUCAGCGAGCUGUGAAUUUCAGGGAGAUAUUUGAGUCUGAACUCUUUGGAUUAGCAAUGAAAGAAGCAUUGGGAACUGAUGUCGAAUCCAUUUAUGUUGAUGAACUCGGGAUCACUCUGUCAAGGGACGAGAUUGUUCAUGCCUUGGUACAUGAUCCAAUGGAAGGUGCAAUUGAUGUGGACUGGAGAGAUUUUUUCCCUUAUUUCAAAUGGAUUCCGAAUAAAAGAUGGGAAGCAAAAAUCCAGCAAAUGCAUUAUCGCAGGCAGGCAGUGAUGAAUGCUCUCAUCAAGCAGGAGAAGCAAAGAAUAGCUUCAGGAAAGGAGGUGAAUUGUUAUCUGGACUACUUAUUAUCUGAAAGCACACUUACAGAACAACAAAUAAGUAUGUUAAUUUGGGAGACAAUUAUUGAGACAGCAGAUACAACUAUGGUCACUACAGAAUGGGCUAUUUAUGAACUUGCCAGGAAUCCAAAUUAUCAGGAUGCGCUCUAUCGCCAAAUCAAAAAUGUAUGUGGGUCGGAAAAGAUCAAAGAGGAGCAUCUGUCUCAAAUACCAUACUUGAAUGCUGUUUUCCAUGAAACUAUUAGGAAAUACAGUCCAGCUCCGGUUAUACCUUUGCGAUUCGCACAUGAAGAUACAGAAAUUGGGGGCUAUAUUGUUCCUGCGGGAAGUGAGAUUGCUGUUAAUAUUUACGGAUGCAACAUGGACAAGAAGCGAUGGGUGAAUCCUGAAGAGUGGAAUCCUGAGAGAUUCCUCAAUGGAAAAUUUGAUGCCAUGGACUUACAUAAGACAAUGGCUUUUGGAGCUGGAAAAAGGGCGUGUGCAGGUGCUCUUCAGGCAUCAUUGAUAGCAAGUACAUCAAUUGGAAGACUAGUGCAAGAAUUUGAGUGGAGUCUGAAAGAUGGAGAGGAAGAAAAUGUUGAUAUAGUUGGACUCACGACUCGCAAGCUUCAUCCAUUGCAUACCAUUAUAAAAGCGAGAAGACAAUGAAAACGUCAAUCGAUUUGAUGAAUAAAUGAAAAUGAAUUUCUAAGUGGAUGUGGUAGUUGAUAUAAGAAUUUCAGGCCAUGGAGAUAAACUUUCAAUGAACAUAACAAUAUAGCACAUGUAUUUGCAUCACAAAUAAUAAUAAAUUUACAGUUCAAAAUCCUA
Molecule: messenger RNA, 1783 nt
Organism: Mercurialis annua (annual mercury)
Lineage: Eukaryota; Viridiplantae; Streptophyta; Magnoliopsida; Malpighiales; Euphorbiaceae
Product: ent-kaurene oxidase, chloroplastic-like
Exons: 8
Coding region: 80-1621 (513 amino acids)
Biological process (GO): gibberellin biosynthetic process
Cellular component (GO): chloroplast outer membrane; endoplasmic reticulum
Molecular function (GO): ent-kaurene oxidase activity; iron ion binding; heme binding
Source: RefSeq, a predicted model, not a curated record